Molecule: messenger RNA, 1124 nt
Organism: Cornus florida
Lineage: Eukaryota; Viridiplantae; Streptophyta; Magnoliopsida; Cornales; Cornaceae
Product: gluconokinase-like
Exons: 4
Coding region: 409-954 (181 amino acids)
Cellular component (GO): cytoplasm
Molecular function (GO): gluconokinase activity
Source: RefSeq, a predicted model, not a curated record
AAGGCACAAGGGACCCGAAAACAACCAAAAACAGCCAACACCCAACAUCGCCACAGCAAAAGGGAUGACAGAACAACCAAAAACCAGCUAAGACCCAACAUCUGCCACAACAAAAGGAAUGACGGAAGUAGGAAGAGAAGACAACAGCUGAACCGACCCAAGCCCAGACCUCGAAAGAGCUACCAAAGCAUGCCACCCGAUUUAUAAAUAUAUAUUUAUAUAUUUAUAAUUUAUAUUUAUACUCAGUAUGCUCACAUUGUAUUUAGUCCAUCUUAGAUCCCCUAGAUGGUUUUUUGACUUUGUUUCCGUGUGUUACUUGAAUACAGAUAUGGGCAAGGACUAGUUUCCUCACCUAUCAUUUGUCAUAAAUUGAGGCGGCUUUAAAUCUUCCUCACCCUUCAACCAAUUAUGGCUUCUGAUCUCAAAGGAACAGCUGUUGUGAUUAUGGGUGUUAGUGGCGCUGGGAAAUCCACAAUAGGUGAGAUGCUAGCAAAAGUUAUAAAUUGCAGUUUUCUUGACGCGGAUGAUUUUCACUCUCAAUCAAGCAAAGAAAAGAUGCAUAAAGGAAUCCCUUUAUCAGAGGAAGACCGUACUCCAUGGCUUGAAACGCUACGAGAUGUCCUAAGAGCAAGCUUAAUUGGUGGAGAAAAUGUAAUUCUUGGGUGUUCUGCUCUGCAGAAACGGUACAGAGAAAUUCUUAGAUCUGCUCACACAAACUAUGAACCGGGAAGCUAUGUUUCUGUUGUGAAGUUUGUUUUGUUGGAUGCUCGGGCUGAGGUUCUCUCUGCUCGUCUAGAGAAAAGAGCAGCAGAAGGGAAGCAUUUCAUGCCUGCUUCGCUCUUGCAAUCUCAACUCGAUUUGCUUCAGAUUAAUGAAUCUGAGGGGAUACUUAAGGUUGAUGCUACAUUAAGUCCUCAGACAAUUGUGGACACCAUAAGAGCUUUGAUUUUCUGAAGCAAGAAUUUACCACAGGUGAGAAUUUGUUACCAUAUUAAAAUGAUUUUUUUUCCCAAGGAUCAUGUUGAAGUGGUGUCUUUGGUUUAUUUAAUGUAGAAAAUGAAAAUGAUUCCUGAGAAAUAAAUACUUUGAUGAAUUUGAUCCUAAAAUCCUAAACUUUGGAGUCA